This is a messenger RNA of Eremothecium gossypii ATCC 10895, 1485 nucleotides long. Its product is annotated as pepsin-like aspartic protease. The record is from RefSeq and is marked provisional. Gene Ontology annotation, biological process: proteolysis. Gene Ontology annotation, molecular function: aspartic-type endopeptidase activity. Bases 1 to 1485 code for a protein of 494 amino acids. The transcript has a single exon. NCBI's taxonomy places the organism in Eukaryota, Fungi, Ascomycota, Saccharomycetes, Saccharomycetales, Saccharomycetaceae.
AUGUCUUGGGCCAAGUUGGUUCUCGUUUGCAGUUUCACAUAUGCACUUUGCCUGCAUCUGGCUACUCAAAACCGCUUUCUAGAGGCAACUGAAACAUCCAGAAUCUACAAGUUGCUUGCGCCGACGAGAAUUGUAUCUGAAAUUAAGACUAGUGCGGAUGACAGCACAGGCAGCACUCUAUUGAAAUAUAACCGCUCUGGUGCAGAAACAAAAAAAAGUGCGCAAUGUAAUAGCUUAACCUUCAGACCUAAUAUCUCUCUUCUGAAGAGAGAUCCUCUCUCCCGGGUCCAUAUUAUCCAGGCUACCUUUGGAGGUGUUAGUUAUCCAUUGGUGCUUGACACUGGAUCAGCCAUCUCAUGGGUAUACGGCGUGAAUAGUUCAUCAUCAGCUAAUCAUAAAGCUCGACAAGCAUUCGUGGCACAUUCCAACUCUUGCACGGUGACAGACUCGAUUUUUACAAUUUUUUAUCGCUCUGGAACCGCCCACGGCCCACUUUACACUGGUACUUUGUCAAUAAAUGGCCUAAAAAUACAAGAUUUUAGAUUUGGGGUAGCAAUUGGUGUUCCAUCUUUGCUUGAUGCUUACGCGCUGAGUGGAAUAUUCGGACUGCCUUCGGAUCCCACCGACUCAGAUACUAGCGUUGUCGGCUUGCUGCAAGGAUCUAAGCUAAUUAAUAAAAAGUCCUUUUCCGUAUUGCUGAGUCACAUUCCUUCUGAAAGUCGCAAUCUAGAUGAUAACAAUGGUUUAAUCGUGUUUGGUGAGCCCUUAGGAGCGCUUUAUGAGGGUGAACUAUCUUACACUCCAUUAGUUCCAAAUCCGCAAAACCAUUGGCUUGUCGCGAUAAAAGCAGCAUAUAUCGGCAGUGAAAGGGUAGAGUUACCAACUGCAAAGAAUCCGUCAAUUGACAAAAAUAUUGGCAUACGAUCCGGGAUCAUAGAUACUGGUUCAACGCUAGUUGUUCUUCCGCAGGAGGAUGCAUUGGCCUUGCACUCCUAUUUUGAUGAUUCAAUUAGUGACGGCAAGAACUUUGCCAUAUAUUGCAAUUCUAGUGAACCAAUUCACCUCGAACUUAGUAAGCACAACUGGACUAUUCUACCUUCAAAUUUCGUUGGUGAACCAUAUCCUAAGGACAGCCCAUAUAAUGGUUACUGCGUUUCGAAUAUCCAAGGAGGUGAUAUAAGUUCUUCAUGGAUACUUGGUGAGGUAUUCUUACAGGAUUUAUACACCGUUUUCGACAUUGAAGGGAGACAAGUGGGAUUUGCAAAUAGGAACACGAAAGCUACUUUAGUCCACAACGAGCCUCAGAACUAUUAUGAAAAGAAUAACUCAUCAUUACAAAUGGUGUCUACUAGCUCGGAUACAACGUCGUCAGCUGCGGCGACGAGCUUGCAUGUGUCAUCCACGUCAAAAAACAUUGCCUAUACCCCGCGGCCACAUCCUCUUCUUGAACAACUUUUGUCACUUAUUUACAUUUUAGUCCUGUGA